UCAAAGGUUGUUGACAGGAAGUUCUGUUGUGAAACAUCACAUUGCUUGUCGCACCGAGGAGAGGAUCAAACGCUCUUAUCGACCUUCAGCUGCAGGAGUUUGGAAGCUGAAGAUUUGAGGAUUUUCUCUUAUUUGAGGAGCAGCUGCCCGUCAGUCAUGCUGAAAGCUCUCGGACAAGCUUUUUUCUCCACCGGACUGCAGAGUCCUAAAUUCACAGCAGAGGAGGCGAAGGGUCAGGACUAUGAGAUCCGCACCUACCAUCCCACCAGGUGGAUGAGCACCACUGUGAGUGGGAUGCAGGGCGAUGAAUGUACGAGCACCGGCUUCCGCAGGCUCUUCCGCUACAUUCAGGGCAACAACAAGACCAAGACCAAGGUGGAGAUGACCGCACCCGUCACGUGCCAUGUGGUCCCUGGAGCCGGCCCCGCCUGCGAAUCUCAGUUUACCGUGUCCUUCUACAUCCCAGAUGAGCUUCAGGAAAACCCACCUGAGCCCACUGACCCCGAUGUGUUCUUGGAGGACCGGAAAGAGUUCACUGCAUAUGUCAGGACUUAUGGCGGUUUUUCCAAUGACAACUUGAAGCGGGAAGAGCUGCUGAAGCUUUUGGAGAGCCUGAAGAGGGACGGUGUCGAAUUUGUCGACAAGCCGUACUACACGGCCGGGUAUGACAGCCCCUUCAAACUGACCAACCGCAGGAACGAGGUGUGGGUCCUCAAGAAACAGAGCAGCAGUAAAGUUGCACCUAUCAACAACUUAACAAAUGCUCAGACUAAUAUUGAAAAGGAUGAGUCGGUCAUUUACCAUUUAGAUGCACUUAUUGAUUUUGAUGACAAGACCAAAUACUUGGAAGAUGCAGCUGUGAUUGGUACUACAUGUCCAGCAAGUGGCGCUAACUGGAUUAAAAAGUGCCUUGAUUUAAAAAAAAAAAAAAUUAAAAGCACAUAAUUUUUGCUUUUGAUUGUGAAUAUUCUUUUACUGGUUUAAAGGGAGAUUUUAUUAACUAACAGAACAAUGUGUUAACUUGAAAUGAGUGUGAAAGCCAAGCAUUGGAGCAAAUGCAUCUGCUGCUAUUGCUCCAUAUGGGAAUAAACAGACCAAAAAUCUUGUCCCAUCUCUCGUUAGAGAUGUUCCACAACAGUUGCAAAUGAUUUCAAACUUUUCCCAUUUUUGCCACACUACAGCAAAUUAUUAUUAUUAUUAUUUUAUUUUUUUUUUUAACAAAAACAUUUCUAUCCAGCAUCCUAUAGUCAAUAUUUGGUAAAAAACCUUCUUUCAUUGCAGUUGCAAGCUUUUUAUGGUAUUUACAUUCCAGUUUUGCCACCUUUAAUUUGACUCGGUUCUAGAAAUUGGCCAAUUCUAACAGAGGAAUGAGCUCUGACUGUUUAGCUGUGAAUCUCCACCACAAUUUGAAGUCCACUCCUCCCAAGAUAUUUAAGGCCACCUUCCUAUCAAAGCACUUUGCCUGUAGGCCAAAAGCUUCAUGUUGUUUUAACCUGAACAGAACUCCCCCUUCCACAUGAAUGCUGUGUAAGCUGUUUGUUCAGACUGAAAAUGGGACUUCCUUUUCUUUCUUUCAACACUCUCCCAUAAAGGGAGAGUGUUGAAAGAAAUUCAUUCAGAGCAUGCAGAUUCUCCCACCUGAGCUGUCAAUCCCUUCAGCUCCCCCAGACCUACCAAGGUUCACUUUUUUUCCCACUUGGUCUGUUAUCUAAAAUCUUGAUAAAUGGAAAAUGAACAAAGAUAAUUCGCAUUGACUCAUAUUUUUAUACUUUUACAUUGUAGAUGAAAAUGACAACUUUAGCACUUUGCAGCAGAUCAUUUGGCCCUGCUUGGCGUUUGUCAGUUUGAGAACUCCCAGCUUACCUGGUCUCAGACCUCACCCGCAGCCUCUCCCAUCAGAUCCAUUAUGAUUAAUGGAUCUGAUGGGAGUCACUAUUUCUGGAUGCGUCACACCACUGGAGACUCAUCAUUUGUCAUUUUUCUCUGGAGCUAGUGAUGGAUGAAGGCAUGUUAAGUUAGCAGGUGUCGCUGUGUGGCUCAGACCUGCGACACUUUUAGAUAUCUAGAGGGUUGCAGAUAUUUACAGAAAGGCAGUCAUAAGCACUAACAGGAGAUUUUUUAUAUGAGUAAUUGUGUGAUACAAUGUUCUUGAUUGCUUCUAAUAUAAUGUUGAAUGUAAAGCGUUUUCAUCAGUAAUAAAGAGAACUAAUUAAUGUA
Messenger RNA from Gambusia affinis (western mosquitofish), 2217 nucleotides. RefSeq names its product heme binding protein 2 (gene hebp2). The transcript has 5 exons. NCBI's taxonomy places the organism in Eukaryota, Metazoa, Chordata, Actinopteri, Cyprinodontiformes, Poeciliidae. Gene Ontology annotation, cellular component: cytoplasm. The coding region runs from base 157 to 945 and encodes 262 amino acids. The record is from RefSeq and is a predicted model, not a curated record.